AUGGGCUCCGUGCAGUGUUGUGGCUUCGUUGAGGAGCAGGUGGUGGAGGACGUCUUCAUCAGACCCGAAAGGUUGGAGGCUCGCCGCAGCACCCUUUAUGGGCCCCCUGCUCAGCAGCGCAUGGACGUCCUGGAGGAGCAGGUGGUCCAUGUGCCCAAGGUGAUUCAGCAGGAACGCGCCCACCAUUUCCACGUCGAGGCAGGAAGCCGCGAAGCUUCCGAGGCCGGGCCACAGGCCCAGGAGCGGCCCGUGGCCUCCCCGCAGCACCGCAACCGAGCCGAGCGCAAAAUUGGUCUGCCCUCGAAGGCGCUAGAGCCGCAGAAGGUGAUGCUUCCUGGCGCGGUGGACAGCCCACCGGGCCUCGGCGCCACAGCUGCAGCCGCGUUGGCCGCCAUGCGUGCCUUGGGGUCGCCGGGCCUCGAAGAGGCCGGGGAAGAGUCUGCAGGAAUGGAUGCCACGCCCGUGAUCAACGCAGAUGCAUCCCCUGAGAGCCGCCUUGCAGUGUCUCCCACGGUCGCUGGCCGUGAGUCGGAUGCGGAGGCAUCCCAGGUCGAGGUGCCUGUGCCCACGAGCGAGGACCGUGUGGUGGUGCAGCGCCCAGCUCCAGGGACCCGCCCAGCUGCCAACAUACAGGAGAGCCGACAGCGCGAGGAGGGCGAGGCUCGAAGCGAUCAGAAGCUGGCAGACUUGGCCGCUGCGUGCAGGGAGGUCGCGGAGGCAGCCGAGGUCCUUCAGAAACCCAGCCAAAGCCAGGUGGCAGAUGAGCGCGAGCAGCUGCUGACAAAGCAAGGCGGCCGCCGGCAGCACUGCAGCGUGGAAGAAAGGGAGCGGGCCCUGCAAGAGCUCAGCGCUCGAUGGCAAAAGCUGGAGGAGGCCUGGCGGAAGAUCGAUGUUUGCAAGAAGCGCGAGGGUGAGUGGCGGGGGGACGCGCAGAAGACGUCCGCAGAAGCAGAAGUCGCUGCUUCAGGCCGAGCCGACCCGACCAUCAAGGGGAAGCUGGGGGAGUCGGGCAAGGAGGCCCGGAACCUCGGGAGAAGAUUGGACAAGCAUGCAGAGGACAGGCCUGUCGACACGCACCAUGCGCGUCCCCCCAGCAAGGGGAAGUGGCUUCUUGCUGGUCUCAGGGGCCGAGAGUACCAGCACCCUCUUCGGUCGGUGCCGGCGUCGCCCAGAAGUUUGACCUCUGGCUUUCGACCGCCGCAGCGGAUUUCCGGGAGAGGCAACGGCUUGGAGAUGGGGCGACAGUCAUCAUGCAGGUGUGUGGAGGCAGGAUCCACGUUCCGGGCGCAAUCUGCGGAAGUGCAGCUGCGCGCAGAGGUUGAGGAGCUUUUUAGAGAGGUCCUUGCCAGUGUGGUCGUGACAUUGGUGUUUGCUAUCCUUGCUGGCAAUCAGAGCUGA
Symbiodinium sp. CCMP2592 is the source of this 1398-nucleotide messenger RNA. Lineage: Eukaryota; Dinophyceae; Suessiales; Symbiodiniaceae. The record is from the annotation of a GenBank genome assembly.